Molecule: messenger RNA, 834 nt
Organism: Vanrija pseudolonga
Lineage: Eukaryota; Fungi; Basidiomycota; Tremellomycetes; Trichosporonales; Trichosporonaceae
Exons: 2
Coding region: 1-834 (277 amino acids)
Source: RefSeq, a predicted model, not a curated record
AUGCCACCAACAACACAAGCAAUACCCCUCGCCGCGCUCCUCCCGCCAUCACCAACAGCGCCGAGCGAGCACCUCCGCCUACCUGCGGCCGUUCUCGGCCCAUUGCCAGCAAGCAGCGCGCUGCAUGCUGCCCUGGCCGGCGCCGGUGCUGGCGGGGCACUGCUCGUCACUGGCCCGAAAGCGGCCUUCCUCGGCGCGCUGGAGGACGAAGACGAGGGAUACCUGCGCGACACUUGCCCAUUGGGGCAGCUGGAGAAGGUGCAGACCCGGCAUGUCCCCUCCAGGCGGCACGCGGCGCUGCUGCUCUCGCUGUUAACGGGCACUGUGGCUGCUGCAGGGAAGGACGCGCCGCACGAAGUCACGCCGUCGCCGUCCCUCAUCGUCCUCUUCGACCUCGGCGCGCUCUUCCUCCUUCCACUAGACGACGAGCGCGAGAACGUACCUAUGGGGGAGGAGGGCGAGAAGCAGCAUGUCAAGGAGAGGGAAGACGCGCCAGACGCCAGCUCGGCGGGAUACCUUCAACUCGUCGCCGCCGCGCUCAGCGCCGCGCGACACCUCGGCGCUGGCUUGCUUGUGCUCGAGCCGAGUUUGGCGUCGUUGCCCGUCAGCGAGGGCGACGGGGCGGCGCGGCGCGUUGCGCUGUCUGACGGGCUCGAGUGGCUCUUUGGGCCGGGGAGCGUGGCUACCGUCUCUGACACCGGCGACGACACGUACGCCCUCCAUCUUGGUACUGAGACCGUCGGCUUGCGCUGCAGGCGGUGUGCGCGGGGCGAGUAUGCCCUUCCUCCUGGCGCGGGGGACGAGGGCGGGUGGCAGUGGGAGUGGGCAGCGUAG